AUGGGAAGCUUCAACCUCCCGUUGCUCCCCAUCCUUCUCCUUGCAGUCGUCGCCGCCGUGACCGGCGAUGAGCUCCGUACGUUCAUCGUUCACGUGCAGCCGCACGAGAGCCACGUGUUCGGCACGACCGACGACCGAACAACUUGGUACAAGACGUUCCUUCCAGAGGACGAGCGGCUCGUCCACUCGUACCACCACGUCGCGAGCGGCUUCGCCGCUCGGCUGACGGAGCAGGAACUCGACGCGCUGUCCGCCAUGCCCGGGUUCGUCACGGCGGUGCCGAACCAUGUGUACCGGCUGCUGACGACACACACGCCGCAGUUCCUUGGACUGGAGCUGCCGCAGAGGGGGAGGAACUACACCUCCGAGUUCGGCGAGGGCGUCAUCAUCGGCGUGCUCGACAGCGGCGUCUAUCCCUUCCACCCCUCCUUCAGCGGCUACGGCAUGCCGCCGCCGCCGGCCAAGUGGAAGGGCCGCUGCGACUUCAACGCCUCGGCGUGCAACAACAAGCUCAUCGGCGCACGUUCUUUCGAGUCGGACCCGUCCCCGCUCGACCAGGACGGGCACGGCACGCACACGUCGAGCACCGCGGCGGGAGCCGUCGUGCCGGGCGCACAGGUGCUCGGCCAGGCCGCCGGCACUGCCUCCGGCAUGGCGCCACGCGCGCACGUCGCCAUGUACAAGGUGUGUGGCAACGAGUGCACCAGUGCCGACAUCCUCGCCGGCAUCGACGCGGCCGUCGGUGAUGGCUGUGACGUUAUCUCCAUGUCCCUUGGCGGGCCGACGCUGCCGUUCUACGAAGACAACCUCGCCAUUGGCACAUUUGCGGCCGUUGAGAAGGGCGUCUUUGUCAGCUUGGCGGCUGGCAACGACGGCCCAACGGAUAGCACGCUGUCCAACGACGCGCCGUGGAUGCUCACCGUCGCGGCGGGCACCAUGGACCGUCUGAUCGCUGCCCAGGUGCGCCUCGGAAACGGCUCGACGUUCGAUGGCGAGUCGGCUUUCCAGCCCAACAUCUCGACGACCGUCACCUACCCGUUGGUCUACGCGGGCGCCAGCUCAACACCCAACGCCAGUUUCUGCGGCAACGGUUCACUGGACGGCUUCGAUGUCAAAGGCAAGAUCGUGCUCUGCGACCGUGGCAUCGUCGCAAGGCUUGCCAAAGGUGCCGAGGUGAAGAGAGCCGGUGGGUUCGGCAUGAUUAUGGCGAACCAGUUCGCCGACGGAUACAGCACCCUCGCCGACGCGCACGUGCUCCCUGCCUCGCACGUCAGCUACGUCGCCGGCGUUGCCAUCAAGGAGUACAUCAACUCCACGGCGAACCCGGUGGCGCAGAUCAUCUUCAAGGGCACCGUGCUUGGCACGUCGCCGGCACCGGCUAUCACCUCGUUCUCCUCGCGCGGGCCCAGCAUCCAGAACCCCGGCAUCCUGAAGCCUGACAUCACUGGCCCCGGCGUGAGCGUGCUCGCGGCGUGGCCAUUCCGGGUUGGCCCUCCGUCCACAGAGCCGACGUUCAACUUGGAAUCCGGCACGUCCAUGUCCACGCCGCACCUCAGCGGCAUCGCCGCGCUGAUCAAGAGUAAGUACCCGGACUGGUCGCCGUCAGCGAUCAAGUCCGCCAUCAUGACGACCGCUGACCCCGACGACAGAUCGGGGAAACCAAUAGUGGACGAGCAGUACGUGCCGGCCAACUUGUUCGCCACAGGCGCCGGCCAGGUGAACCCCGACAAGGCCCUCGAUCCUGGCCUCGUCUACGACAUCGCGCCCGCCGAGUACAUCGGCUUCCUCUGCGGCAUGUACACGAGCAAGGAGGUGUCCGUGAUCGCGCGCCGCUCGAUCGACUGCUCGACCAUCACGGUGAUCCCGGACCGCAUGCUCAACUACCCAUCCAUCACGGUCAUGCUCCCGUCCACGACGAACCCCACGGCUCCGGUCGUGGUGAGCCGCACGGUGAAGAAUGUCGGGGAGGCGCCGGCGGUGUACUACCCGCACGUCGACCUGCCAGCCUCUGUGCAGGUGAAGGUCACUCCGAGCUCGCUGCAGUUCACCGAGGCGAACCAGGCCCAGAACUUCACGGUCUCCGUGUGGCGGGGGCAGAGCACUGACGCCAAGAUUGUGGAGGGCUCGCUCCGGUGGGUGUCUGACAAGCACACCGUGAGGAGCCCCGUCUCCAUCUCCUUCGCCUGA
Miscanthus lutarioriparius is the source of this 2187-nucleotide messenger RNA. NCBI's taxonomy places the organism in Eukaryota, Viridiplantae, Streptophyta, Magnoliopsida, Poales, Poaceae. The record is from the annotation of a GenBank genome assembly.